Molecule: messenger RNA, 2192 nt
Organism: Vigna radiata var. radiata (mung bean)
Lineage: Eukaryota; Viridiplantae; Streptophyta; Magnoliopsida; Fabales; Fabaceae
Product: DExH-box ATP-dependent RNA helicase DExH16, mitochondrial
Exons: 16
Coding region: 169-1893 (574 amino acids)
Biological process (GO): mitochondrial RNA 3'-end processing; RNA catabolic process
Cellular component (GO): mitochondrial degradosome
Molecular function (GO): hydrolase activity, acting on acid anhydrides; ATP binding; RNA helicase activity
Source: RefSeq, a predicted model, not a curated record
AAGUGGUGUUUGGGGGUGGAAGCGGCGGAGAGUGAGGUUCGCAGGUUGUGUGGUCAAAGGGAGGAACGACUUGGAUCCAUCCACCGCCGUACCUUUUUUCCUUCUUCAAUUUUCAUUCAAUUUGACCCUUUUUCUAUCCAAUUUCGUAUUCACACUCUCUUCCCAACAAUGGCUUCCUUUCUUCUUCGUCACAAUCGGAACCUAUUUGCUUGCUCUCUGUUCGGUAAUAAGGAGCAUUUUCGUCUAUACUUUCAGUUCAGGUUUCAAAGUUUAGGUGCUGCUGCAAACAUGGUGCAUUCAUAUAGCAGCUCUAGUGGUUCCAUCAGAAAUGAUUUUACUGACUUGACCUGCCCUCAUUCAUGGUAUCCAAAGGCCCGGGAAAAACAUCGUAGGGUUAUCCUUCAUGUUGGUCCAACAAAUAGCGGUAAAACAUAUCAUGCUCUGAAGCAGCUUGAGUCAAGUGCUUCUGGCAUAUAUUGUGGUCCUUUAAGAUUGUUGGCAUGGGAGAUUGCAAAACGAUUGAACAAGGUACAAGUUCCUUGCGAUCUCAUAACAGGUCAGGAAAGAGAGGAGGUUGAUGGUGCAAAUCAUAAAGCUGUUACAGUUGAAAUGGCUGAUGUAUCAGCUGAUUAUCAAUGCGCUGUUAUUGAUGAAAUUCAGAUGAUAGGUUGUACUACAAGGGGAUAUUCAUUUACACGUGCUUUAUUAGGAAUUGCUGCUGAUGAACUUCACCUUUGUGGUGAUCCUGCUGCUGUUCCCCUUAUUCAGGAAAUAUUGAAAAUUACUGGUGAUGAAGUUGAGGUUCAAUUUUAUGAGAGACUGUCACCUUUAAUCCCACUGAAUGUUCCUCUUGGGUCUUUCUCUAAUAUAAGAAACGGUGAUUGCAUUGUAGCCUUUUCACGUAAGGAGAUUUACAGUUUGAAGAAAAGAAUUGAGAAAGAAGGAAAUCAUCUUUGUUCAGUAGUGUAUGGCUCACUACCACCAGAGACACGAACAAGACAGUUUAAAGUUUUGUUAGGACUGCAGGCAAGCAUGUUCAAUGAUGCAAGUAGUGAGUUUGAUGUUCUUGUGGCCAGUGAUGCCAUUGGAAUGGGUCUUAAUCUAAACAUCUCUAGAAUCAUAUUUUCCAGUACAAAGAAGUUUGACGGAUUUGAGGUGCGGGAUCUAACUGUACCUGAGAUCAAACAGAUUGCAGGGAGAGCCGGGAGAUAUGGGUCAAAUUUUCCGGAAGGACAAGUGACAUGCUUGGAUGAAGAUGAUCUACCCUUGCUCCAUUCAUCAUUGAAUUCUCCAUCACCCAUUUUAGAGCGUGCUGGCUUACUUCCUACCUUCGAUUUGAUGUAUAUGUAUUCCCGAUUACACCCGAGAUAUGGUUUCUAUCAAAUACUGGCACAUUUUCUUGACAAUGCGAAAUUAUCUGAAAAUUAUUUCAUUGUUAAUUGUGAUCAAUUACUGAAAGUUGCUGCUGUCAUUGAUGAGCUUCCCCUCGGAUUACAUGAGAAAUACCUUUUCUGUAUCAGUCCAGCUGACAUGGAUGACGAGAUUUUAUCUCAAGGCCUAACACAGUUUGCAGAGAAUUAUGCAAAGAAAGGCCUUGUCCGGCUUCGAGAAAUAUUUACGCCAGGCUCACUCAAAGUGCCCAAGACUGCGGGUGCUCUUAAGGAGCUGGAAUCCAUCCAUAAGGUCUUGGAUCUUUACGUAUGGUUGAGCUUUCGGCUGGAAGAAUCUUUCCCAGACCGUGAGCUGGCUGCAUCCCAAAAGGCCAUUUGCAGCAUGUUGAUUGAGGAAUUCCUAGAAAGACUUGGGUGGCAGAGGCCAGUGGCUAGAAGAAGAUUAUCUUCGCCUAAAAUGUCAAGUUCUCUGUUAUCCCGAGAUGUGAGGCAAUACCUUUGAUGCUAUGUUUGGAUAUGCAUUUUCAAACAACUGAUCCCAUCUGGCCAGAAGCUACUUGCAUCUUUUCUCAAUUUGACGUGAAAAUAACAAAAGAACUGAGUUCAGAAAGUAUCCAAAAAACACAGUAGGUUAUUCCCUUGCCUUGCUGGUACCAGUAGCAGUGCCAAAAUCUCUGUUCAGCAUUUUACAACUUUCACUAACAACGUCAAAUAUGCUGUACAUAUACUAGGUUGUUUUCUACCUCUUACACAUUCAUAUUGAUUCAUCUAAUGAUUAUUUGAUUAUAUUUUUUCCCCAAA